AUGGCCCCUAAACGCAAGUCAGAUGCAAUGCAAGUGCAGCCUCAUGGCAUUUCAGAAGCUGUAGCAGCGCCUUUAACUGAGGAAAUUGUUCUUCAGCCGUCAAACAAAAAGGCCCGCGUCACCGAAAUAUCUGCUGAGCUAAAACCGUUGCCCAGCUCAUCGAAAGAUAACGCCCAGUCAUGGAAGGAUAUAAAACUUGAUGGUGAAGAUGAAGGCGAAGUACCUGUUUAG
Psilocybe cubensis is the source of this 231-nucleotide messenger RNA. RefSeq lists its product as uncharacterized. Bases 1 to 231 code for a protein of 76 amino acids. The record is from RefSeq and is a predicted model, not a curated record. The transcript has 2 exons. NCBI's taxonomy places the organism in Eukaryota, Fungi, Basidiomycota, Agaricomycetes, Agaricales, Agrocybaceae.